Molecule: messenger RNA, 1602 nt
Organism: Halichondria panicea
Lineage: Eukaryota; Metazoa; Porifera; Demospongiae; Suberitida; Halichondriidae
Exons: 9
Coding region: 121-1521 (466 amino acids)
Biological process (GO): signal transduction
Molecular function (GO): protein binding
Source: RefSeq, a predicted model, not a curated record
CGAAAAUUACCCGCUAUAUAAUUAUACGGUCGCACCCCUCUAGGCCAGGGAAGAAGGGGGUUAACCCUAGUCCUAGGAUCGGAAGGGCUGAUUCAUGAGACUUAGACCUGGCUGCAAUGCAUGGCUCUCUAUAGUGACACCGAAGACACCAACCUCACCGGUUUUGAGUGGCUUAAAACUAAAGGCUUCACUGAUCAGGACAGCAGAUUGCUUUCAGAAGAAGGCCUUUGCCUUGGCCCCAAGUGGACACUGGAAUUAGCACAAAAGUGCCUUAAUAAUCAUGAAUUAGAGUUAACCACAGCUGGUAGAAGAUUACUCAAAAUGAUGUGCAGGACAGAAGAUACUUCUCUAGCGAAAGCUCAAGGUGAAAGGACAGAUUUUGGCUCUGAGGUGGGAUCUCUUGCUGGGAGUGAGGACUCGGGAACCGUGAAUUAUCAGAACACACAGCCUAUAAAUACACCACCCAGUAAGAAUAUGCCUCGGGACGUCAUUGAAGAUGAUGUGAAUGCGUCUCAACUGUUGAAGGAGCUCAAAGAUUAUACCGGAGCUACUGAUAACGAUCUCAACCGUGUGUGUUCAGAGAAGCACUUAAACAAAAUUUCCCAAAAGUUCUCUCAUUUGGAGGAACUCGCUACUUCACUAGGUCUGAAAGACAUCCAAAUAACCGAGAUUUCCACUAAACCUGGAGCCAGCCUUGCGUUCAAAUUAAAAGAAGUGCUGAAAACUUGGAAGAGAAACAAUAUUGCCAAGGCAACCUAUUGGCGGCUGGUUGAGGUGUGCUUAGAUGAUUUCAGAAACAGUGUAGUGGCUGAGUACAUUUGUAGGUUGAGUAAAGAUCACGUUCAGGAUGGAAAUGAUAAUGAGGUCUCUGCUAACAUGUUACCAGAUCACGUUCAGGAUGGAAAUGAUAAUGAGGUCUCUGCUAACAUGUUACCAGGCCAAGAACUAAACGAGUUACCCCGGUCCACUACAUGUACAAACUGUACCUGCUACUGUUGUAGUAUUAUCAUCAGUAUUGCAUUGGUUGGUCUAAUUACCCUUGCUGCUUUCUACUUUGUCGUUCCGCAAAAGAAAGGUCCUCCACCUCUUGAAAUGGCUGCAAUCCCACAAUAUCGUACAACUACUAAAACCAUACCCUCUCAAAUGCCAGCCUACACCGGCAAGCUAACAGGCACUAUCAUUACUAGAGAUGAUCGUCCUAAAAUGACACAGCUUCGUAGCUUCAAACUGAGGACUGGAACAACCAUCGAUUUCGUCUCCGGUAUUGCCCGUGACUACAGAAAAGUGGGCCAACUUUUGCUUAAAGGAUCCAAUGACGUUGAUAUUCUAGAAAUGAGCUAUCAUUAUCAAGCCAUGGAUGUUGCUGAUAGAAUUCUAGUGGAUUGGCUGAGUGGGAAAGGCAAACUCCCUGUUACAUGGGGAACAUUGAUUGACGUUUUACAAGAGUGUGGUUUGAGUAUUUUAGUGUAUGAUGUUGAAGGUCAGUUGUUAGAUUUACAUAGAGAUCGUGAUGAAUUGUAGGCUUUUGUAAAUGUAUAGAUACCAAAUUAUUUUUGUGUGCAAUUAGCUCUAGAUUUAAAAUAAUUAUGGCCAAAUACAGUA